Cololabis saira (Pacific saury) is the source of this 2544-nucleotide messenger RNA. Its product is annotated as extracellular calcium-sensing receptor-like. Bases 49 to 2544 code for a protein of 831 amino acids. The record is from RefSeq and is a predicted model, not a curated record. Gene Ontology annotation, cellular component: membrane. Gene Ontology annotation, biological process: G protein-coupled receptor signaling pathway. Gene Ontology annotation, molecular function: G protein-coupled receptor activity. NCBI's taxonomy places the organism in Eukaryota, Metazoa, Chordata, Actinopteri, Beloniformes, Belonidae. The transcript is spliced from 9 exons.
UCUCUUCCUUCAGUUUGUAAAUUAAGGCAAAAGUUUAAUCUGAAUAAAAUGCACAAGUCCGGGGAUGUGCUUCUGGGUGGGCUGUUUGAAGUCCACUACACCUCUGACUUCCCUGAACGGACGUUUACCUCAGAGCCACAGCAGCCAAUGUGUAAAGGUUUUGACACUCUAGGGUUCAGACAUGCCAUGACUAUGGCUUUUGCCAUUGAUGAGAUCAACAAGAGCUCCAGGCUGCUACCGAAUGUGACUCUGGGAUACAGUCUUUAUGAUAACUGUGGUGCACUUGUUAUUGGAUUCAGUGGUGCCUUAUCACUUGCCAGUGGCCAGGAGGAGCAGUUCCCGCUUCAGGAAAACUGUUCAGGGACUCCUCCAGUUAUAGGGAUUGUUGGGGAUCACUAUUCAACCUUUUCCAUUGCCAUGGCUAAUGUGCUAGGUUUAUACAAAAUGCCGAUUGUGAGUUAUUUUGCCACAUGCUCCUGCCUGAGUAAUCAACAACGGUUUCCAACCUUCUUUAGAACGAUCCCAAGUGAUGCUUUCCAGGUGCGUGCUAUGAUUCAGAUUCUAAACCACUUUGGCUGGACGUGGGUCGGUCUGCUUGUCAGUGACGAUGAUUAUGGACUCCAUGUUGCCCAGUCCUUCCAGUCUGACCUGGCUCAGCCUGGAGGAGGCUGCCUGGCCUAUCUAGAGGUUUUGCCCUGGGACAGUGACCCAGGUGAACUCAAUAGGAUCGUACAUCUGAUAAAGAAAUCAACAGCUCGUGUUGUUAUCGUGUUUGCACAUGAGAUUCACUUGUUCCAGCUAAUGGAAGAGGUGGUGAGGCAAAAUGUAACAGGCCUCCAGUGGAUGGCAAGUGAAGCCUGGACUGCAGCUGCUGUGCUCCAGACACCAGAUUUCAUGCCAUACCUGAGCGGCUUACUGGGUAUCGCUAUCCGUCGAGGAGAAAUACCAGGCCUCAAAAACUUCCUCUUACAAAUCAGUCCUGACCAAAAUGAUGACGAAAAUAACAUUGUAAGAGUGAGACAGUUUUGGGAACACACAUUUAAGUGUAAAUUUGGUCCAGCAGGAAAGGUGGAGGCAGGGGGGAAACUCUGCACAGGAGAGGAAGAUAUUACACAUGUGGAGAGUGAGUUCUUAGAUGUUUCAAACCUGCGGCCAGACUACAACGUCUACAAGGCGGUUUAUUCCCUGGCUUAUGCUCUUAAUGACAUGCUGGAGUGUGAGCCAGGAAAAGGGCCUUUCAGUGAACACAGCUGUGCCACUUUGCAAACUUUGGAGCCGUGGCAGCUUGUUCAUUAUUUGCAAAAGGUCAGCUUCACCACACCCUUUGGUGAUCUGGUGUCAUUUGAUGAAAAUGGUGAUGCUUUACCAAUAUAUGAUGUUAUGAACUGGCUUCCACUCCCUGAUGGAAGAGUUCGAGUUCAGAAUGUGGGUGAUGUGAAGAAAUCAGCAUCCAAAGGUGAAGAACUCACACUAAGCGAAGAUAAAAUCUUCUGGAACUUUAAGUCAAAAGAGCCUCCUCAGUCAGUGUGCAGUGAGAACUGUCUGCCAGGUACUCGGAUGGCUAGAGAAAGAGGACAACCUGAAUGCUGUUUUAGCUGCAUCCCAUGUUCAGAUGGAAAGAUAAGCAAUGAGACCAAUUCCUUGGAGUGUAUUUAUUGUCCUGAGGACUUCUGGUCCAGCCCCCAACGAGACCACUGCACCCCUAAAAAGACAGAGUUUCUCUCCUAUCAGGAGCCUCUUGGUAUCUGUCUGACAACCACCUCAUUGCUGGGCACAUUUAUCUGUGCUGUUGUCUUGGGGAUCUUCACCUAUCACCGACAAACACCUUUAGUACGAGCCAACAACUCAGAACUGAGCUUCCUGCUCUUAGUGUCACUUAAGCUCUGCUUCCUGUGUUCACUGCUCUUCAUUGGACGACCCAGACUGUGGACAUGCCAACUGAGACAUGCAGCAUUUGGGAUCAGCUUUGUGCUUUGUGUCUCUUGCAUCUUGGUUAAGACCAUGGUGGUUCUGGCCGUCUUCAAAGCCUCCAAACCAGGAGGGGGAGCCAUUCUCAAGUGGUUUGGUGCCAUACAGCAAAGAGGGACUGUUUUAGCUCUCACUUGCAUUCAGGCAGUAAUCUGCGCAGCUUGGCUGGUUUCUUCCUCUCCAGCUCCAUAUAAAAACACUCAAUACCACAAUGACAAGAUUGUUUAUGAAUGUGUAGUUGGGUCCACUGUUGGUUUUGCUGUGUUACUGGGUUAUAUUGGUUUAUUGGCUGUUCUUAGUUUUCUUUUAGCAUUUCUGGCAAGAAAUCUUCCAGACAACUUUAAUGAGGCCAGAUUCAUCACGUUCAGCAUGCUGAUCUUCUGUGCUGUGUGGGUGGCCUUUAUUCCCGCUUAUAUUAACUCCCCAGGCAAAUAUGCAGAUGCAGUGGAGGUUUUUGCCAUCCUGGCCUCAAGUUUUGGUCUCUUGGUGGCGCUGUUUGGUCCCAAAUGUUACAUAAUCCUGAUGAGACCAGAACAAAACACAAAGAAAGCUAUAAUGGGCCGUGGUACAGCAUAG